This is a messenger RNA of Monoraphidium neglectum, 1440 nucleotides long. RefSeq names its product putative lipid kinase yegS-like protein. Lineage: Eukaryota; Viridiplantae; Chlorophyta; Chlorophyceae; Sphaeropleales; Selenastraceae. Gene Ontology annotation, molecular function: kinase activity. Bases 1 to 1440 code for a protein of 479 amino acids. The record is from RefSeq and is a predicted model, not a curated record. The transcript is spliced from 11 exons.
AUGCAUGGCAAGCGUGCCGACGAGCCCGGCCUCCGAAACGCCAUCCUGGGUCUGAAGGCGGAGGGGCACCAGAUCUCUGUGCGCUGCACCUUUGACGCCGGCGACGCCGACGCCUUUGUGGCCGAGUCGCUGCGGCUCCACAACUUCAGCGGCCGCCGCGCUCUGACCAUCAUGGCCGCGGGCGGCGACGGCACUGUCAACGAGGUGGCGUGCGCGAUGCUCAAGCACGGCGCGCCCAGGGACGUGGGGCUCGCGGUGCUGCCGCUCGGCACGGCCAACGACUUCGCCUCGGCGCUCGGCAUCUCCAUGGACCCCGCUGUUGCGCUGCGCGUGGCGCUGGACCCGUCAUCCCCCCGGCUGGUUGACGUCGGCCUCGUCAACGGCCACCCCUUCCUCAAUGUCGCGCUGGCCGGCGGCGUGUCUGCCGUGCCCCAAGAGGAGCUGUCCAGCCCCCUCAAGCGGGCCCUGGGGCCGCUCGGCAUUGCCAUACACGUCCUGAAGCGGCUGGUGUUUGAGGGCCUGCCCCCCACCAAGGGCGUCACCAUCAAUGACCUGGAUGAUGAGACGCGCCACGCCACCAUCACAGGCGACCUGCUGGUCCUGGCGGCCGGCCAGUCCCGUCAGAUGGGGCGCGCCGUGUCCAUCUGCCCUGACGCACUGCUGGAUGACGGCCUCCUGGACUUCACCCUGGCCCUGGGCCACCUGCGCGAACGGGCGAGGGAGUUGGUGUCUGACGCAAGGGCGCGGGGCAUCGGGCGUGCAUCUGGCGGUGUGCGCCACGUCGCGGUGCCGUGGCUGGAGGUGACUGCGCCCGAGGGUGUGCUGAUUCCGGUCAACCGCGACGGGGAGCCGGAGGACGCCUCGACUAGGCUGCUGUUCGAGAUUCUCCCCAAGCGCCUGCUCGUCCACAUGCCCGACGACCGCCUGCUCGUCUCCGGAUCACCAGAUCGCGGCGCAGAAUCUGAUCUGGAGUCCGAGGACGGCGAGAUCACGUCUGCCGAGAAGCUGAACGGCCACGGCAAGGCCGGCGCUGCGCAUCGUCACAACCACAACCACAGUCACAGCCACAGCCACAACAAGAAGAAGCGGCCCGUCCGCGUGCGGCGCGCGGCGCUGCGGAAGCUGAUGCGCAUAGUGCAGCCAGAGGGGCGGGAGCUGCGGCUGCACGCAAACCUGCGGGCAGCGGCCCGGAAAGCGGCGUCGACGGGGCUGCUGCUGGGGUUAGGCUUCAUCGCGGGGGUGUUCUUCAGCGGCAGGCGACGCGAGGCGGAGCAGCGGCGGCAGCAGGAGGAGGAGGAGGCGCGGCGGCGGCGGCUGGUGUCGCACGCGCCGUUCGGCGGCAAGGGCGCCCGCAGCAGCAGGCGGGGCGGCGGCGGCGGCAGCGGUGGCGGGGCGAAAGGCAGGGGCUGGAGCGCGGUGCUGCCGGGUUUGGCUGGAUGA